AUGCUUCAAACAACCUUACUGUCAAUUCCAGAAGCUCGUGAGGAGUACUUGGGUUCGUCCAUCAUCGAAAGAACUUCCAGACUUCACACUUUUAAUGACUUGGGUCCUGCUGACUUGUGUAACAUCCAUAAGCAUUCGGUCACUUCCAAAAAGAAUGCUGAAAUUGGAACCUUUCUAUACUUCACUGGUGUGGAUACAUCCAACUCUGCAUCAAUAGCUGCUCAUCUACAAAGCUUGGCGACCCUUAUCGGAUCCAAGUCUCAAUACUGGUUUGGAGAAAAGAAGCACUGGAAAGUUCCUGAAUUGACUUAUUGUACCUACAACGCCUUCUCCAAGGUGGAUAUGAGAGUUACCGUGCACAUUCCAGGAAAAUUUGAAAGUGUCGUUGUAAGUAAUGAUGGGAAAUUGAUUCACGACAAAGUCAGUGAGGAUGAAAUGGAAAAAUUGUGGAAUGAAACAUUUGUCAGUUCCAUUGUAAGAUGCUUAAUUGACACCACAGAUGACGACGAUGAAAAUAAAAUCGGUGGGUUAGUCGAAGUCAGAAAAUUGAACCCGUUCAAUAACGGAGCAAUUUCCAAGGAAAUCUUGAACAACUUUUUGAAUUCAUUUGAGAAGUUGUUCUGGGAUGGAAGCAAAUUAGGUUGUGGAGUGGACAUCCCACAGGCUACUUUGAUUAAUAACUAUUUAAUAGAUGGUUUCUUGAAAUGUAUUCAAUUGACUCAAAGCUACGAUCAAGGUUUAAAAAUCUUAGAAAGAUUGCAGAAGUUGGAGCCAUCCGUCAUCACAUUAAUUGCCAAAGUUUAUUUGAUGAAAGACGAAGAAAUUAUAGCAAUAAAUUUGAUAAAUGAGGGGAUCAAAGAGAAUAAAAGAGAUUCCGAUUUGCUAUUACUACAAACUCAAUUCUGUAUUGAUAAGAAGAGAUAUGAUUUAGCUUUGGAACUAGCUAAACAAACUGUUAAAUCUUCACCAUCUGAUUUUAAAAGUUGGUCCAUCUUAGUGACAGUCUAUACAAAAUUAAAUGAUUUUGAAAAUGCUCUUUUGACCUUAAACUCUUGUCCGAUGAAUAGUCAUAAGGAAAAGUUUACCUUAAGAAGGAUAGUGCCAUUAAGAGGUGGUAAUGACGACUUACAUCUCCCAUCACCUGUUGAUGUCACAUUGGAUGAAGUAAGCAAACUUCAAAGCACAGAGAUUACAUUUGAACAGAGGAACUUGGACCCUCAAUUAGUGAAUUUACCUGCUCCUAACUUAAAAUCUACUUUUGCUAAGUCUUACGACUUGUUGACUGAAAUUGUGAACAAAACUGGUUGGGAGGCGUUAUUGAAGUAUAGAGCGAAGGUCUUCGUUAUGGAAGAAGAGUAUAGGAAAGACAGGAAAAACAGCAGUAAGCAACAAGUGAAUAUCUCUGCUGAGAAACUUGAAGGGGAAAACGGUGAAAAUGGUACUGUAACGAAUGGUAAUAUCGAAGACGUGGUCGGUGAAGCAGAUGAAGCAGCCUCUACACUUGGAGUUAAAUCUCCAUCUAAGCAAUCAGUUGAAUCAUUUGAAAAUGAAUUCAGAAAGAAGAGAUUAUGUGAAAGAUGGUUGGACAACUUAUUCAUGUUAUUAUACGAAGAUUUAAGAGCUUAUACUAUGUGGCAAGCGGAAUACGUUCAUUUCCAAGCACAGCAAAUGGAGUACAAAAAGACCACUUUGGAGUGGGAGAUCUUGGGACUGCUUGCCUAUAGGUUAAAGCACUUCAAAGAGGGAUCAGUUGCAUUUGCUAAUGCCUUAAGUGGCAGAUUUUCAUCGAAAUCCACUCGUCAAAUGUUAAAAUAUUACCAAAUGGAAAGGAGUAAAGUGUUGAGUAAGAAUUCCUCUACAAUAGCUGCACCCAAUGGUAGUAGUACAGGAGGAAUGGCCAAUAAUAGCAACAAUACCAGCAAUCACAACUAUACCAAGAUUGUUGGACAAUUGAAUGAAAAGAUAUUGGAAUGCUGUAUUAAAUUAUUAGUAUGGAACCAUAGAUGGUAUUGUGAAUUCUCACCUACUUUAAUUAUUAUUUUAAGCGAUUUGGUUUCCAAAGACGGCUUAAUAAAGAUCCAAUCUCAAGUUUCUGCCGUUUAUUCAAACAGUAUAAAUGUUUCAAGCUCUGGAGCAGCUACAGACAACGGGAAUCAUGGUAUUACUGAUAUGAUGGAUGAUGUAUAUGAAUUCUUCAAGUAUAAUUCCAUUGCUGGAGCGGAUAACUAG
This is a messenger RNA of Dujonia railenensis, 2229 nucleotides long. The record is from the annotation of a GenBank genome assembly. Lineage: Eukaryota; Fungi; Ascomycota; Pichiomycetes; Serinales; Debaryomycetaceae.